UCGGGCAGCGUUGGAUGUUUUCUUCAAUGCUCAAGCGCGCCGAACUCGCGUUGUGUGGAAAAGCGGUAUAGCUCUCUGGUUUUCGUCGUGUUGUUCCAACGUCUUACGUUUCUACGUUCCCCCAUUAUUCGCUCGAUCUGUCCGUCUUUUUCGGUUCGGCAUUACAAGUCCCCCCCCCCCAAAAAAAAAAACCACCUCCCUAAAACAAAAAAUUAACACGCGUGUUAUCAAAAAUGUUUACAAGAAACCUACAUAUGUUUAAUGAAUAAAACAAAACAGCAAAAUCGUUUAAAUUGCUCGAAAAAAAAGUGCUGACGAUUUUUAAUAUCACAUUCGGAAAAAGAGAAAAGAAGAAUUUUUAUUACGUUCCUUCGCUUUUUGGUCUGCCAUAAAUUCGAGAAAAUAAAAGAAAAAGGAGCCAGACAAAGCCAGGGAAUUAUGAAAUUUUAAAGAAAUCCCCAAAAACCCAAGACCCAAAGGCAACGAAAUAUGUUUAAUGCAUUAAAGUAAAGGAAACGUGUUUAAGGCGAGUGCAGGCAGCAGGCGAACAAAAAGUCGUACCAAUAUAUAUAUAUACACCUAUAUAUAUAUUUAAACAAGAUUUACAUUUAAAAUCAAGCAAUACAAACGUACGUAUAUUUAAACUGUGGCGGCAAAACCAGCAACAACAGCGAGCUAAAGCGUUCACAAAAAGGUGAUAAUGAUUAUUUCCAAGGAUCUUUUCAUAUUUGGCGAACAAAUUUUUGCAACAAUCAUACCAGAAGGUGGAGCCGCAGCUUUAGCAACACAGCAGCAACAUCAGCAGCAGCAGCAGCAACAGCAGCAGCAACAUCAGCAGCAGCAACAACAGCCGGCAAUUAUAAAUUCAACAGCAACAACGACGACGGCAACUUCGUUGGUAAUAAACUCGACAGCAGGAGCAGCUGAACAAGUUGUAGAGGAGUCAUUAAAAGUAGCAACAGCAACAGCAACAGCAGCAACACCAGCAGCAGCAGCAACACUACCAGCUAAACAGGAAACAGUUGAAGUUGCUCCUCGCAAGUUGGCAAAAAUUCAAAAAAUUCCAAAGGAACCCGAGGAACUGAAAGCCAAGAAAAAGGCAAAGUGUGAAGUAGCAGCAGUAAAAGCAGCAGCAGCACCGGCAACUCAUUACGAAAAAAUGCCAAUGAAUUUGAUGAUCGUGGAAAGUGUUGAGACAGUCGAUAUGGGAUCAUCGGACAAUGACAACGAGGCAACGGAGCAGGUACCGUUGGUGAGUGCCAGCCAUCGCAAUCUGGCCAAAAUAGUGGCCGAUUGUCGCCUCCAAAUCGAAGUGGAGCCCCCACCAGCAGCAGCAGCAGCAGCAGCAACAGUUGUCGCCGCCCCGCCAGCAACAUCGGAUGCUACGGCAGCAACAUCGGUGGCAGCCAGCGACUCUUCUGCAUCAUCAUCAUCAUCUUCGUCGUCGUCGUCAUCUUCCAGCUCCACAUCCUCAGAAUUUACGCACACAUCACAGACCACGAUACCAAGUACGGAUAAUCUAACGUCAUCCAAUGGCCUGGCCAAUAUGGGCAAAAGCAUUUUAGUUGAUGCCAAAAGUAACUCACCGGCAUCUUUAGCUUACCACUAUGACAAGUCUCCGGUCAUCCCGCAAAAGCAACAUCACAACAUAAACAUCUGCAACAGCCACCACCCACAUCACCACCCCCAGAAUCACACACAGCACAGUCUGCAGUUGACCUUUCAGAACCUCAAUGUCUUGCACAACGAGCGCCAAAUACUUUCCGAUGUGAGUGGAUUUGUCAGUCCCUGCGAGGUCCUGGCCAUCAUGGGUCCUUCGGGCAGUGGGAAGACCACUCUGCUGGACUGCCUCAGUGGCCAGAGGCAUAUAGAUGGCGGCAGUGUCUUCCUCAACCGUGAGCCCCUGUCCAAAAAGUGGCGCCGAAGGAUCGGCUAUGUCCUGCAGGAGGAGAUCUUCUUUCCCCAACUGACACUCCGCGAAACGGUGGUCUAUACGGCACUACUGCGUCUGCCGGAAUCGAUGCCGCGGGCGGAGAAGAUGCGCCAGGUGGACCAUAUUCUGGAGGCCCUGGAACUGGGGUGCUGUCAGCAGACCAAGUUCGGGGACUACCUCAACCGGGGACUUUCUGGUGGCGAGAAGAAAAGGGCGAAUAUUGCCUGCGAACUGCUUACCAAUCCUCUGCUCAUGCUCCUCGAUGAACCCACCUCCGGACUGGACAGUCACUCGGCCAUCUCCCUGAUGAAGGUCCUGAAGAGAUAUGCCCAGCUGGAGCAGAAGACCAUCGUGAUUAGUGUGCACCAGCCCUCGUCGCAGAUGUUCCACAUGUUCGACAAGCUGCUCCUGCUCCACCAGGGACGCACCGCCUACUUUGGGGACGUGCAGAAUAUCUACCGCCAUUUCGAGGACAUCGGGGUCACCAUCAAGCCGCACUACAAUCCCGCCGAUUUUGUGCUGGAACAACUGAAAUCACAUCCGGAUAUCCGCGAGAAGCUCUUCAUAGCCGCGAAGGAGUCGCACGGAAACUACCUGAACCGUAACUGCAUCACGAAUAGCCACAAUAACCAGGUCAGCGAUUCGGAAGCGAAAGGCAAGAAGCAGCCAGACAGCAUCCUCAUAGACGAUAUUAUAAACAACUACUAUAACCACCGAUCCAAACGGCACCACCAUCAGUACGAGAACCUGCACCACACGGGUAAUGGUUGCCAGGUGGAGGAGGAUGAGGAGGCGGCCCAGCACUUGGUCUGGUGUGCGGCUGACUCGCAGUCCAACUUCAGUUCCUGUGCCUCCAGCGAUUGCCAUUCCUAUAGUGCUGGCAGUGGGCCAGGUCAUUCGGGAGAUGACGACUGGCUGUCGUAUCCCACCAGCUUCCACACCCAGUUCUGCGUUCUCUCCAGCCGCAAUUUCAAGGAGGCCAAGCCGCGAAUGCUGUCCAAACUCAACUGGUUCCAGACCAUCGGACUGGCCCUGAUGGCCGGCGCCAUUUGGUUCCAGCUGCCGCGAACCGAGGAGUUUCUCCACGACCUUCAGGGAUGGAUGUUCUUUUCGCAGACCUACUGGAUGCUCUUCGCCCUCUUUGGGGCCCUCAAUUCAUUCCCCUCGGAGCGAGAGGUGGUGAGCAAGGAACGCCGCUCCGGGGCCUAUAGACUAUCCGCCUAUUAUCUGGCCAAAAUGUGUGCCGAGCUGCCCUUGGUCAUCACUCUGCCCACGGUCUACCUCAUGAUAAGCUAUCCCAUGCUGGGCUGCACUAGCUUAAAGCUCUUCUUCCUAAUGCUCAUCUUCCUGCUGAUCAACACGAUUGUGGCCCAGAGCGUGGGCUUCUUCAUCGGAGCCUGCUGCAUGGACAUGAAUGUGAGCAUCACCCUGAGCGCCCUGUACACGCUGGCCACCCAGCUAUUCGGGGGAUAUCUGUCCUCCCGCAUUCCGGAGGGCCUCAGCUGGAUCCGCUACACCUCCAUGAUCCACUAUGCCUACCAGAACAUGCAGAUUCUCGAGUUCCGAGAGGGUGCGGCUAUAGGCUGUGGAUCGCCCAGCAGCUACGAGAUCUGCAAACAGCAGUCAACCGAAUUCAUUCCAUACGAGGAAAUACUAAAAGCCCAAAACUCGACAUCACCGCUCUGGCUGAAUACGCUGAUCCUGAUGAUGUUCUUCCUGGUAUUCAGGUGCCUGGGAUACGCGGUGUUGCGCUUCCUGCGAUGCCCAAAAAAGACGUGAUAUCUAUCUAUCCAUCUAUAUCUAUGUAUAUCUAUCUGAGCAGACAUCGAACCAGUGAUACGUAAUUAGUUAAUGCUUACCAUUGCUAUACCUACAUAUACCGCUAAAAAACAGAACAAACUUGCUAAAUUGCGCCAAUUUUGUGAUUCAAUUUACUUUCAAGCCACACCAUUUAUGUUUAGCAAUUACUACGAGUAUAACUACAAUUAUCCUUACACCUACUAUUAUAGUUUAGAUGUGGUUUGCGGUAGGGCAGUGCGAAGGAACUGUUUAGUAAACGUUUAUCAUUGUUUUGUUUUAUGCAUUUUAAUUGUUAGCCGUUUAUGUUAUUAUUCGCUAUUUUGCCGCUGAAACACGAGAGAGAGAAUGAGUUAGAGGAAUGCCCCCAACUAUUUGUUUUAAUGUACGUUUUAAAAUACCCAAAAAAUAAUUACUGCUGUCUGCCCUAUUCCCGUACCAACCCGCACACACACAUAUGUUUAAAUUGAAAAACGCUAGUAAUUUUGUAGAAUAUUGCAAAUUUUUUUCGCUUGGGAAAAAACACUGUGAUUUAGUAUGCUAGUUUUUUAAUUAGUUUUAAAUGGACAGCAUCAGUGAAUUGUGCUUGUCCGAAAAAUUGUAAAGCCAAUUAGCAAAUUAAACAUGAAAAAGGAUCACCAUCAAAAUGUAUGAGCUUAUGGCAUUAUUUGUAUUUUGUUUAUA
Molecule: messenger RNA, 4414 nt
Organism: Drosophila subpulchrella
Lineage: Eukaryota; Metazoa; Arthropoda; Insecta; Diptera; Drosophilidae
Gene: E23
Product: ABC transporter G family member 21
Exons: 9
Coding region: 701-3712 (1003 amino acids)
Cellular component (GO): plasma membrane
Molecular function (GO): ATP binding; ABC-type transporter activity; ATP hydrolysis activity
Source: RefSeq, a predicted model, not a curated record